Vanrija pseudolonga is the source of this 1560-nucleotide messenger RNA. It is a transcript of the gene Coprox, whose product is annotated as Oxygen-dependent coproporphyrinogen-III oxidase. NCBI's taxonomy places the organism in Eukaryota, Fungi, Basidiomycota, Tremellomycetes, Trichosporonales, Trichosporonaceae. The coding region runs from base 1 to 1479 and encodes 492 amino acids. The transcript is spliced from 5 exons. Gene Ontology annotation, molecular function: coproporphyrinogen oxidase activity. The record is from RefSeq and is a predicted model, not a curated record. Gene Ontology annotation, cellular component: cytoplasm.
AUGACGCGCAUCGAGUGGUCAGCGUCCAGCAAGAUCCAUCGCAGCAUCUCCCACUGUCGUACCACGGACAUUGACUCGCGACAACGUCCGAGCGAGCCGCAACAAGCCUCACCACCGACACUACUACAACCCAACUUUUUUUCCUUCCCUCUCUCCCUCACCACCACAAUGUCCUUCCGCCAGCCCUUGCGCUGCUGCCGCACCGGUCUCCAGACCGCGCGCGUCAACGCCGCGUGCCGCGCACCUGCUGCCCGCGCAUACUCGUCGCAGCAGUCCAACCCGGCCUCGGUCGGCAAGCUCGCCGGCCUUGCCGUGUCGUCGGCCGCCGUCGCCUUCUCCCUCACCAUGGCGUACAACUACUACAAGCGCCCCGACAACGUCGCCAAGCUCGACAUGGUGCCCAACGUCGUGGCUAUCGAGACUGGCGGCGAGAAUUGGGACCCCGUCCAUGCCCGCGAGCAAGACGACGCCCAGAACCCCAUGCGUAUCCGCAUGGCGACGUGGGUCACCAACAUGCAGGACCAUAUUGUCAAGGGCCUGGAGAGUCUGGAGGCCGCCGCGCCCCCCGACGGAGAGCACCCCCCCGCGACGUUCUUUAGGGACCACUGGAUCCGGCCGAGCGGAGGCGAGGGGUCGUCGUGUGUGCUUUCUGGCGGACGGGUGUUUGAGAAGGCGGGCGUGAACGUUUCGAUUGUCGAGGGCAAGCUGUCCAAGGCUGCGCAGGCGCAGAUGCGCAACGACCACGACUCGAUCCCUCUCUCCGACGAGCCGCUGCCCUAUUUCGCGACGGGUGUGUCGAUCGUCAUCCACCCCCGCAACCCCCACGCGCCAACAACGCACCUCAACUACCGCUACUUUGAGCUCGCAAACCCCAAGGACCCCAACGGCGAGCCCCUGGCGUGGUGGUUUGGCGGCGGCGCCGACCUGACCCCCAACUACUUCUACGAGGAGGACGCGGUCCACUUCCACCAGAUGCUCAAGGACGCGUGUGACAAGCACGACGCGGCCUACUACCCCACUUACAAGAAGUGGUGCGACAAGUACUUCUACCUUCCCCACCGUGGCGAGACGCGCGGCAUCGGCGGCAUCUUCUUCGACGACCUGACCACCUCGUCGUCGAUCCACGGAGACAAGAAGCCCAGCCGCGACGAGAUCUUCGAGUUUGUCAAGUCGGCGUCUAGUGCCUUCCUCCCCGCGUACCUCCCCAUUGUCCAGCGUCGCCACACGCAAAAGUAUGACGACCUCCAGCGCAGGUGGCAGCUUGUCCGCCGCGGCCGCUACGUCGAGUUCAACCUGCUCUAUGACCGCGGAACAAAGUUCGGCCUCAACAUCCCCGGCGCGCGUGUCGAGUCCAUCCUCAUGUCCUUGCCAGAAGUCGCACGGUGGGAGUACAUGACUCCUCUGGGUGCCCAGGGCUCGGGCACCCGUGAGGAGGAGCUCAUCAACGUGCUCAAGACAACGCACGACUGGAUCAAGUAGACAAAAAGGCAACGAGGGUGGAGCGAGGUCGAUAGAUAGAAGGCAGCAUAGUAUCCGUAUCUCUGCAUCAUAUGGUCUAUU